Messenger RNA from Nematolebias whitei (Rio pearlfish), 2614 nucleotides. RefSeq names its product secretogranin III (gene scg3). Bases 258 to 1700 code for a protein of 480 amino acids. The transcript has 12 exons. Gene Ontology annotation, cellular component: secretory granule membrane. NCBI's taxonomy places the organism in Eukaryota, Metazoa, Chordata, Actinopteri, Cyprinodontiformes, Rivulidae. The record is from RefSeq and is a predicted model, not a curated record. Gene Ontology annotation, biological process: protein localization to secretory granule.
AUGCUGUAGCUCACACGGGGCUUUGAAGAGCCUCCUCUGCUGAUCUGGUUCUAAUCGGACCUGACCUGGUUUCAGCACCGCGGCGCGUCAACAGCUCCAGCUUUGUUUCCAUCCUCCUCCUCCUCCUGCUCCUCCUCCUCUUCCUCCUCCUGUCGGAGCCGGAGCUGUCCACACAUUCAGCACUUCUUCCUUAGGGGGACCAGACCAGAACCAGAACCAACACCGGAUCCAGGAGACCCGAGGCAGCCUGUCUCAGGAUGGCGGGUCUUUUAGUCCUUCUUCAGCUGGUGGUCCUGAUGGAGCAGGUCUCUGCCCUCCCCACGCCCGCAGCCCCCACGCAUGCUCAAACGGUGUCCAACAGGCAGCUGACUGAAGAACGGCCGCUGCAGCAGCAGAUCGCCGAGGCCGACGGCGUGAAGGCUGCAGAGAUCCAGCUGCCCUCCAAGGACGCAGCCGUGUCCGAACCGGGCAGAGAUGACCUCACCAUGCUCAAGUCUCUGGCUGAUGGCCAGAAACCAGCAGAGACCCGGGAGGUUCUGGUCCAGAAGGCGGAUCGGUACGUUCCAGAUGAGUCCGACUCGACAAAGAGCCGGCGUCUUGCUGAGGACUACGACUCCACCAAAAACAAGAUGGAUUACGACAAGUACCAGGACGACCCAGAAAGCUUCCGUCAGGUCGACGGCACGCCGCUGACAGCCGAGGACAUCGUGCAGAAGAUUGCCAACAAGAUCUACGAGGAAGACGACAGAGGGGUGUUUGACAGGAUCGUCACCAAACUGCUGAAACUGGGCCUGAUCACAGAAAACCAGGCGGACACUCUGGAGUACCAGGUGGCCGAGGCUCUGCAGGACCUCAUCACCAAGAACGCCAAGAACAAUGAAAUUGAAGACGUGGAUCAGAACCAGGACACUGGGGGAGAGCAGGGCGACCAGAGUCCAGACACGGACACAUGGGAACCACCCAGGCGACGAUACAACGAAGACGAGGAUGACGAGGAAGAAGACGAUGACGAUGCGGUGGAGGGUGAGGUGGACAGGGACGCAGAGGAAGAUGCAGGUGACAAUGCCUGGGACAAAGAUGCAGACGGAGGGAACGAGGUGAGUCCUGGAGAUGGACUCCAGGACCUGCAGUACUUCCCGAACUUCUACCGGCUGCUCAAAAGCCUCGAUUCAGAUCAAGAUGUUCAGGAGAGAGAAACGCUGAUCACCAUCAUGAAGACGCUGAUAGAUUUUGUGAAGAUGAUGGUGAAGUACGGAACCAUCACCCCCGAGGAGGGCGUGUCAUAUCUGGAGAACCUGGACGCCAUGAUCGCCAUGCAGACCAAGAACAAGCUGGGCAAGUCCCUCGGACUUCCUGAAGCCUCCGGACCUGAAGGGAAGUUGCUGGAUGAGGACGAUAACACCAAAUCUGAGACGGCCAAGAUGCAGAAGGAACAAAUAAACCUGAGAGACUCGACCAAAGAGGAGCAGCCGUCCACCGAGACCACUCCAGCUCAGCCUGGCAGGUCGGAGACGUAUCUGGAGGCCAUCAGGAAGAACAUCGAGUGGCUGAAGAAACACAACAAGGAUGAAGGGAAAGAUGACUACGACUUGUCCAAGCUGAAGGACUUCAUGGACCAGCAGGUCGACUCGUAUAUCGAGAAGGGAAUCAUCGCCAAAGACGAAGGCGACACCAUCAAGAGAAUCUACGGCAGCCUGUAACCGGAUCGCUCGUCUUCAGUUUCAAACCAAGAACUGAAUCUGACAAGAAGAGCUCCUACAAAACACGACUACCUAGAAUUGCUUCAACUUAUGGCAGAUAUAUUCAACAUCUCCCAAACGUUCCCAAAAAUGUACCAAAGGAUGGGAUUUCAUACUUAUUGUUCUUCACUCAUCUGCUUAUAUUUGCUCCAUCAUAUUCAUAAAUAUCUAAUUUACGUCAAAUCUCACAUUACUUUAGCCUGACUUCAGUGGAAAUGAAUGUUAUGGGAGUUUGUUGAUGUGGCUUUCUAAUUCUUUUAAACAAGUCAUGCUGUAUUAGUGAUGCAUAAGCUGUCCUUAUUUCUUUCAGUGCAAAUUUUUUUUUUAUUAUCAUUUUAACAUUUCAUUGCUUUUUCAUGUCUGUGCACCUUGUUGUUGUGAUUUCAUCUGGAGCCACCAGGGGGCGAUGUCUGAAUCUGUGUGUUUCUAAACUGUAGAGGAAAAAAGGAUGAUUUUACGUACGUUACGUACGACUAUUAGAGCAACUCAGAAAAUCUUAGUGCUUUUUACUUUAAGCCAAAAAAACAAACAAAAAUGUAGAUAUUUUGUUAACAAUAAAUUCUAAAUAUUGACAGAAAGCUGCAGUGCUGUUGACAGAAAAGCCACAUUUUAAUGACAUUAAAUGUCAAAUUCUUAUUUAACUACAGAAGGUGGAGAUUAUCCUGAGUGGAAACAUUUGUUUCCCUCAGUGGCUUCACGUUCGUCUUCGUCUUCAGACACGUUUUUCUCAACACUGGCAACAUAUUAUUUUCUUUUUUAUUUAAUUUUUUUUUUCUCCCGAGUGACUGUAAGACCUGGAUGUAAUUUUAAAUAGUAAAUUUGUGUUUCUUUUUUUUCCUACAGUUCUAAAAGCAAAUAAAGUUGCUUUUUCUUUU